AUGGAUCCGUUUGGUGCGUCCUUAUCGCUCAUUUUGGCUUUGUCCUACAGGCUCGUCAGCUCUGACUGACCUUUUGUGUGUGUGUGCGCGCGAAUGAAAUCCAGGUGCGACCUCCAACGAUGGCGGCGCCGAUGGAGCCGGAGCGAGCUCGAGCUUGGACUUUGAGGAGAACCUGCACGAUAUCCCCGUCGGGCUCGUGUUUGAUGGCGUAAGUUGGGAUCCGGUGGUGCUUCUUGGUCCCGCUUUUCCUGUGAUUGUGUCUCUCGCCCCUACUUACCCAUUGCUUUACACCCAAUCCGUGUGGGGCUGAUUGCGUCGACCACCGGCGAACAGAACCAGCAGCAACAGCAGCAGCAACAGGCCACCUCGAAUACCCACUCGACCAAAGCGAACCACCAUACCACCCUCGACAUUGCAGUAGACCCUUCCCUGUCGGCAUCGUCGUCAACAUCGGCGCAGGGUUCGACCACCGCGGGCGCCUCGGCGCAGCAGCAGCCUUCGUACGCCUCGGUCGUCGCGGCCGGCGCAGUUGCAGCCCCAGCACCAGCAGCGGCCACAGCACCUGGCGCGGCCGCCCACCCGACCCAGAACGGCCUCGCGUCCUCCGCACCCACGAACGGAACCAACACCACCCCGGGAGCGUCCUCCUCGUCGAAUGCUACGAUCAGUGGUGGUCUCACCGCCCAGGCUCAGGUGAUGCCGCCCCUGGUACAGUCCGGCGUCCCGGGUGUGCCUCCGAAGCGACCGCGCGGCCGACCAAGGAAGAACCCCGGCGUCGAUACUCGACCAGCCGCUCCCCGAGCACCCGCGGCCCACAUCACCGCCGCCGCCGGCACGUCGUCUGGUGCAGGGUUUGCGGCCGGUCCCAAACCUAGAGGACGUCCCCGCGGGCGACCCCGUGGUAGCCGGGCCAGGGGAGGAAGGGGCAGUGCGACGACUCGCCCCGCGGGGAAGAGGACCAGGCCCGAUAGCGAAGACGAGGAUGGCGAAGGCAGUGACGACUCGGACUUCCUCAGUAACGAGGCUCGCAGGCAGGCAAGCUACGCCGGUGAUGGUUCGCGACCUUUGGACCCGAGCGAGGAGCUUCCCGACGAUUUCGACGCCUCGAGCGGCAACCGACCCAAAGCCGCGAUGACCAAGUUUGGUCGUCGAGUGCAGAAACCCAAGAGCUUCACGCCGACGACGAAGCCCACUGUUCAUCGUCGCAAGCGUGCCGUCUUUAACCCCGAUACGUUCCUCAUGUGCCAAAAAUGCAGCGAGGGUCACUCACCGGGGCGUAAUCGCCUCGUGAUCUGCGAUUCGUGUGCGCGAGGGUGGCACCAGUCGUGCGCCGAGCCCAGCAUUCAAGACUCGGUCGUCGAUUCCGAUCUGUCGUGGUUGUGCAAGCAGUGCGAUGCAAAACUCGCUGCGCGGGAACACGUCCUCGACAUCAGCAAAGGCACUUGGUCCGCUUCGCCGGCUUUCUCGAACGAGGCGAAACGGGAAUGGCUCGAGACACGUCCUUUGCAUUCCCUCGUCGAGUACAUCCUCUCGAUCGAGCAAAAGUACGCGUCCAAGAUGGGCUCGACCAGUCUCGAGAUCUGGCCGACCGACCUCGACGAGAAAGUCGUCGCGAUCAAGGCGAAGCGAGAGGAGAAACGACGCGUGGCAGAAAAGGAAGCAGCCGCACUUGCUGCCGAGACGAGUGCUGCAGUUGACGCCGAGGCGGCGGCUGCGACAGCGGCUGCACCCCCACCGGCUGCCGAAGCCUCUGCUGAACCCAGGGCCAGGACCUUGGCAUCGAAGCGCAGCGAGAUUGCCCAACAAGAGGCUUCAGCUCCAACCCCGGCUAAGACCAACGCGACGACCCAAUCCGCUGCCCCAGCUGCGCAAACCAGCGCCCCGGCGCCGGUGACCCGAGUGCUCUCACCACAGAUCCCUGCUCCCGUCCCUGUGUCCCAUCAAGGUCUCACCGCUGCCGGUGCUCUCCCCCGCCAUCCCUACCCCCACGCGACGCCGACCCCGCCCCCGACGUCAACGCAGCCUACCUCGCAAGCCGCACGAACGGUCCUCCCUCCGAUCCACGCCGCCCGCCCGACUCAGGCCCAUCAACCGCAAAGCAUCCCCGUGCAACAGAACCAGUCUUAUAUGCGUCCGCCUUCGGCAUCGGAUCACUACGGCGUUCCUGGGUCGGCGCAACACCACCCCUCCCAUCAGCAGCAACACCACGCACAGAACGUGCUGAGCCCUCGACUGAACGAACAUGCGAGCUCAUUCGUGCCGCAGCAGCAGCAACAACAACAGCCUCAGCAACACCAGCAGCAGCAACCCUACAUGUCGCAACAGCACCAACAAGCGCAGCACCGCGGCGGACCUUACCAUGUGCCUCAGAACUCGUUCGGAGGGUACGCCUCUCAACAAGGAGGAUGGAACCAACAAGGCAACGCGGGGCAACAUCAUGGUUCGGCACCGCAGGGUGAUUAUUACAUCAUCCCGCCGCCGCAACAACAAGGGCAGCAGCAGCAGCAGCAAGCGAAUGGAUGGCCGUCGCGUCAGCCCGGGUCGUACAAUUGA
Microbotryum saponariae is the source of this 2553-nucleotide messenger RNA. Lineage: Eukaryota; Fungi; Basidiomycota; Microbotryomycetes; Microbotryales; Microbotryaceae. The record is from the annotation of a GenBank genome assembly.